GAUUCUUCCAUUUUCUCAUCAGACAGCGCCCUCCACGCCAACUGUUGGGUGUGUUUUUCGCCUACUUAAGGCCCCUAUAGCGACCUCAGAUGUCGAACAAUUAAGAUUACAGCUGUUGAAUAUCUCUCAUUUCCAAUUCGAAGCUGCCCGCAUUCCCGAAAUGCCUCCCCAUCUCCAUCCGCGCUCACGAAUGACCACUUCGUUAUUCACGACGACUCUUCUAGCAUCUUUUGCGGUGGUCGGCUUGCCCCAUAUCCUACCAUGUCCCGCCGGACCGCGAACCAGCUUUGCGGAUGGCGAAAUGAACGUCAAUGGACAAAAGCGAAGGCGAAGAAAGUCUAUGUCGCCAGCAGACGAGAAUACGCAAUCUGAACCUUCUUCAUCCGACAAUCUCGAUGGAAACAUGGAGGCUGUAUCCUUUCAACCUCGUGGACGGGAGUGUCCCGUGCCGAAACCCCGCGGACUUGUUGGAGAAAUCUUAGGCUUCAAGUCGACAGGAAAAGAAACAUCAUUACCGCCAGUGGAAAUAACAUCGCGGAGAGUAUCACGGAGCGAGGAUUGAGAUAGAUUGGGGCAAAUGUAAUCAUAACACUUGAUGCUUCGACGACCGACGAGGUGGUCGACUUGAUGGCCGACUUGGACGAAUGGCCGCAUGGAUUCUAGAGGGAUUGUACAACAAUGGGCGCAGUUUCGGAUG
Molecule: messenger RNA, 697 nt
Organism: Xylona heveae TC161
Lineage: Eukaryota; Fungi; Ascomycota; Xylonomycetes; Xylonales; Xylonaceae
Product: putative alpha-1,3-mannosyltransferase
Exons: 2
Coding region: 161-562 (133 amino acids)
Biological process (GO): mitochondrial respiratory chain complex IV assembly
Cellular component (GO): mitochondrial matrix
Source: RefSeq, a predicted model, not a curated record